AUCCAAGUUUUUAGAAAUAAGCAUGAAUGGUCACGAUUGAAAUUAUAUAUUUUAAGUGAAGCGAGACACAAAGAUUACGUGGUUGAUUUAAAUGGAACGUUUCUUUGGUUGAAAUGGGACGUUAUUUUACGAUUUUAUAGGAAUUGGAUUAAGGCCGAUCUAAAAGAUGGUGAAGUUCAGUAUAAACAGUAACAUAUGGAACGUUCUGUGUUUGCUGCUUUUGUUUGCGAUACUGUCAGUCUUAUUAACAGUAGAAUCACCCAAAGAUUUAAAUACAAAAACAAUAAAACAUUCGAAAAUGCUUUCGCGACAACUCAAAACAUUUGCAGAAUUACCGAACCCAACACAGCACGUAUUGGAAAACAAUAAACCACGUAUAAAACAAAAAGACAUUCCACUUAUAUACGCCAUUACUCCAACUUACUAUAGAUUAACACAAAUGGCGGACCUAACACGAAUGGCAAACACUUUACGGCAAGUCAGACGGCUGCACUGGAUAGUUGUUGAGGAUUGGACAUCUACUAACCAUCAUAUCCACGAGUUUUUAGUCUAUACGAAUAUGUCCUUUACGUAUAUAUCUCAAGCAACAAAGGAAUCUACAAAUGCUUCAAAAGGAAAUGAUCAGAAAAAUGCCGCCAUUCAAUGGAUAACCCGUAAUCAUCACUGGGGAGAACAGGCUGUUGUGUAUUUUGCAGAUGAUGACAAUGCUUAUGAUCUACGUUUAUUUGAAGAGAUGAGAUAUACUCAAAAGGUUUCUAUGUGGCCUGUAGGACUUACAGGUGGGAAUAAAGCAGAGACACCUGUUGUUGAAGAUGGAAAGGUGACCGGCUUUAUUGGAUGGGCCACAAAAUAUCGUGUUUUUGCUGUAGAUAUGGCAGGAUUCGCUGUCAAUGUCAAUGUUUUAUGGGAUUAUCAUCCAAUGCUUUUUGAAACUCAAAUGCCAGCAUAUACAUGUUGUACAGCAGAAACCAAGUUCUUGGAACAGUGUUGUACUAUUGAAGAUAUAGAACCAAGGGCGGAUAACUGUACAAAGGUCUACGUAUGGCACACCAAGACAGGGAAACCAAAGUAUGUAAAGAAUGACGCAAGAUUAGACCACAUUUAUGUUUAAUGCAUUCGAAUGCAAAUCGUGAAGUUGUGUAUACCUGUUGCAACGGAUUCAGAAGAUGAAACAGGAAACGUUAAGAAAAGACAGGCCAACUCGAGUAUGUUGAUGAGUCUGAAUUUUUACCCCAAGGACAUUUAUUCAGUUUGCGAAUACAUCGAGUGCAUCGGUACAGUGUGGACACAUCAAUGAAAUGUAGAAAAAUGUGUCUGAUCUUAUAAUAAAACUAAACACUGCUAAAGUGUCUAUAUUUAGUAUACUACUAUGGA
This is a messenger RNA of Mytilus trossulus (common blue mussel), 1374 nucleotides long. Its product is annotated as galactosylgalactosylxylosylprotein 3-beta-glucuronosyltransferase 2-like. Gene Ontology annotation, molecular function: galactosylgalactosylxylosylprotein 3-beta-glucuronosyltransferase activity. Gene Ontology annotation, biological process: chondroitin sulfate proteoglycan biosynthetic process; carbohydrate metabolic process. The record is from RefSeq and is a predicted model, not a curated record. NCBI's taxonomy places the organism in Eukaryota, Metazoa, Mollusca, Bivalvia, Mytilida, Mytilidae. Bases 167 to 1111 code for a protein of 314 amino acids. Gene Ontology annotation, cellular component: Golgi membrane. The transcript has 5 exons.